This is a messenger RNA of Chrysoperla carnea, 1420 nucleotides long. RefSeq names its product retinol-binding protein pinta-like. The transcript is spliced from 5 exons. Gene Ontology annotation, molecular function: phosphatidylinositol bisphosphate binding. Gene Ontology annotation, cellular component: membrane. The record is from RefSeq and is a predicted model, not a curated record. NCBI's taxonomy places the organism in Eukaryota, Metazoa, Arthropoda, Insecta, Neuroptera, Chrysopidae. Bases 81 to 1001 code for a protein of 306 amino acids.
GUGGCCUUCUUGCUGGUUGAAUUAGUUGAUCAUAACAAAGUUAAAUUCAAGUAAUAAGUGUGUUUGAAUAAUCAAUAAAAAUGGAUAAAGCGUUAGAAUCACAUCGAACAAGUGUCUUCGAGUAUUAUAAAAAAAGUGAAAAAGAUGUUCAAAGUGAUGUGGAUAUAGUUUUCGCAGCUUUGGAAAAACAAACACAUUUUCCAAAAAUUAAAGAUGAAAAUGCAUUCAGGAAAAAAAUUGAAGCGUUUCUCGUAUUUAACAAAUUUUCUAUUGAGAAAACCAAAAAAAAUUUAGAUUUGUGUUAUCGGCUUAGAAAUGUUUAUCCAGAUUUUUUUGAAAAUUGGGAUCCAUGUACUCCUGGAUUUGAAAAAACAAUGAAAAUUUAUCGAUGCCCACCGUUACCACAACUUACAAAAGACUUAAAUCGUAUUAGUUAUAUCGAUUUAUCAGAUAAAUUCGAUGAUAGCUUUGAUGUAUUUACGUCUUUCAAAGUAUAUGUUAUGUCACUUGAAACUCGAAUUCCAUUUGAUCGAAAUACAGGAGAAAUUGUUAUUUAUGAUUGUUCAAAAGUUAGCAUGACCAUACUUAAACAAUUAACACCUACUAUGCUAAAAACAAUUUUGGAUAUUAAUCUCAAAGGCUAUAGUCUUCGACUUGCUGGAGUUCAUUUUCUGUUUCCGCCUCCCGGUGGAAUGUUUAUUUUGGGUAUUUUAAAAACUUUAAUGAAACCAAAAUUAUUUGAACGUCUUCAUUUACAUGAUAGUUAUGAAUCAUUACAUAAAUUCGUUCCAAAAGAAUUUUUACCAAAAACAGCUGGUGGAGAUUUACCUGAUGUUCAAACAAUAGCAGAUGAAUGGUAUGCAGUAAUGAGAAAAAAUCGUGAUAAUUUAAUUGAACUCUCGAAAACAUGUACAGACGAAUCAAAACGAAUUGAAAAAAUAAAUGAUGAUGAAUAUUUUGGAUCAAUGCACGGAUCAUUUAAAAAAUUAGAUGUUGACUAAUAUUUAAAAGUAGCAACUUUCGAUACAACACCAGGUGGACAAGUACUCCAAUCUUCGAUACAACUAAUCCAAUUUGGGCUUCUACAUGCUUUAAAUGUAUGCUAAGUCAUCAACUCUCCACUCAGUUAUAAAAAUGUACAAUUCGAUGCAAUAGCCAAUAAUAUAGGACCCCGCAUGAUUAGAUUGGAAAAUGGCUUUCUAUGAAACUUUUUCAUACCGCCUCAAAAAUGUUCUUCACAACGUUCUGGUCGAAAGCUCUCAAGGCCAUCAAAUUUUUUAACUAGUAUUUGAUCGCUUGAAAACUACUCACUAAAAAAUUUUGUGGUCGUGAGAGCUUUUAAUCAGAACAAGGACUUUUUGGGGGUGGUGUGAAAAAGUUAUUUUUUUUGAAAAAAAUCAUUCAUCAGCAUAAUGUUUAU